AGACCACGCAGGAGCUUCCUGUUUCACACGAACCGUAACUGCUGCCCGCUUCUGUUUUGCUGUGAAUUCGUGUUUAGGUAGAAAAAAAACAGACUUGGCUGGUAGUCUCCACACGGAAUUCUUAAGUCGUGAAAAAACUUACAUAUAUUUUCUAUCCACGUUGUUACGUGUAGUAUAUGUACACCGCAAUUGGAUCCGUUCCAACGCCUACUUCGAAGUGAAAAUGGAAACGUCCAUAGCCUCUUUUCGCACCAGGUCGCAAUCUUCCCCGGGGCACUGCAAAAGCAGAGACGCGAAGGAGCGCUUUAGCUUUUCACUGUUCUACUAGUCAGAUCUAGUAGUACCCCACGACUGAGGUAGCAGGCUAUAAUUUCCAACAAACUCGGGAACAGACCAAACGAGAACAAAACAGCCGAACCUCGCUAAAGCCACCAUUAUCGGGGCGAGGACCGCUGGGAUAGCAUUAUCUUCGCAACCCCCUUGCGACAAGCAAGCCCGGAAUACAACCAGCAAUCGCGAAAUCUGAACCACGACGAGUAGUCGAUUAGUUUCAACGAAUCAAGCGACGAUAAACGACGCGGUCCAUCAAACCCGCAUAGCAGACAAGAACAGCGACAAAAUGGCUCUGAAUCCACUAGUCUUGGAGAUAACGCAGGGCAUAGCGGAGUAUAAUGGCUUUCGUUUUUUUUCAGUUUCAUAAAAGUCGAAAGAAGGAUUAGCGCAGAUGACGUGAUCUUCGGAUGAUGAUUUGAGGUAUUGAUCUUGCAGGCCGACAGUCAUAUCGUGAACGCAGGGAUCAACUUUGUUUUAUGUUGCUAGUAGCAGAACAUCAAGCAAAAAAACUCUAAAUCAGAUUUUCCAACCGCGUGGGCCUGAAAACCCUUAUGUCGCAGUACGGGGAGGUUGAUGUGUGCUGGAUACCACCUUACAUGGACCGCGACAAAGACGUGGCUUACGUGAAAUUCAAGUCCUCCGAGAGCGCGGAGCUGGCCAUGAAGGCCAUGACCCAGGGCCUGGUUAUGAUGCACGGCGUCCAGCUGCAGGGGCGGUACCGCAUGGGCAUGCCACCGAAAACGGAUUCGAAGGGGGACGGGAACGUUCGCGUGGGAACGGACGAGUAUAAAUUUUUUUUUGCAGCUAUGUUUAUACGAUUAUAACUCGUUGAAGCGGGAUGGUUCUGGUCGAUUGCAUAGAAUUUCAAUCAAAAUAAGUAAGUCGACUGGUACACCAAACUUCAUGCGAGAGAAAAAGAUGCGUUUCUACACUGACUUCCAGAUGAACACCACCAGGUUUUCGCUUUUUUCCCAAAACUAAGAUAUAUCACACCCCCUCAUCUUCAGUGCCAAAUCCAGUUACGGCGCCGGCAGGUUCACGGACAGCCGCGCGCUCAUGGCCUCGCUCCGCGACAACGGCCGGCGGGGCGGGCGUGACCGAGAGAGGGACCGAGACCACUCGCGGUCACGGCGCGCGCGACGACGCAGCCACCGGCGGUCCAGGUCACGACGGGACUCGCGAAGACGCUCCCGAUCCCGGUCCCGGUCGAAGUCGCGAAACCGCGACCGCGAGCGGAGUAGACGGGAGGAGAAAACCAGCGGCGCGGGAUCACCUGCAGAGGCGAUCGGGGAGGAGGAGGACGGCUGCGUGGUGGUGCACAACUUCCUAGGUAUAGUGUGGUUCUUGUCGUGAUGCAAAUGAAAUAAGAUGAUGGCGAAAGUGAAAUUGGUAAAUGCAGUAUCUAUAAUCCUCGUCGCGGCGAGAAAUAAGCCCGAAUGAAGAACUGUAUUAUUGCAAUGAACUCUUUAUCCCAGGCCCGAAGCAGUCCCUGGGCCUGAAGCUGUCGAACGACAAGCGCGUAGUGGAGUUCGAACACCCGGACGCAGCGUUUUUCGGGUGGCGCAUCGGCGACCAGAUCGUGGACGUUAACGGAACAGACGCGGCGGACAUUAAGGAGCUGGUGAAAAUCAUGGGCGAAGUGAAGAAGUCCGGGGUACUGCCGCUCAGCUUCCGCAUCCGCCGGCCCUUGAACGCGGUGUCGGCGAAGGCGCUGGGGUCCGAGUACAGUCGAAUGAACAGCUCGAAGGACAGCAGCAACAGGGAAGAGCGGUCCGGCGGCAGUGCGAAUCAAAACAAGCAGCACCAAGCCAUUGAGGGUGUCAACGCGGUCCGAGAUCUGAUCUCCCGCAGGUGAGAUGUGACAGAGUUUUGGUUGGAGGUGCUUCAACAUCUUGUUCGUCCCUACUGCAAGAUAGAAACCGACGAAGAUGAACUACUUACCCAGCGACCCGACCUGCAGCCUCACCCAGCGACACUUGUUAUAAGGGCCUACAGAUUUGUUGUUGUAGCGACAUGUACAGGAGCCACGUCAGAGCCUUUAUUUUCAGAAGCGCCUACUGCGUUGCUACUUCAAACUUUUGGAACAACAAACGCUAGUAGUUGUGCUUCCCGACGACACUUUUCUUGAUGACCUUGACGACCAAAAAUUCAUCCUGUGCCAGAGUUGUUGCUUCUGAGAAAGAUUCAACGCACGAAGACCCGUGGUCUUCAGUUGUAGUAGAGAAGCAGUAAAACAAAAGAGUAUUGCCAGAA
Messenger RNA from Amoebophrya sp. A120, 2586 nucleotides. NCBI's taxonomy places the organism in Eukaryota, Dinophyceae, Syndiniales, Amoebophryaceae. The record is from the annotation of a GenBank genome assembly.